Messenger RNA from Cynocephalus volans (Philippine flying lemur), 1536 nucleotides. RefSeq names its product adrenoceptor beta 3 (gene ADRB3). The transcript is spliced from 5 exons. Gene Ontology annotation, biological process: adenylate cyclase-activating adrenergic receptor signaling pathway; norepinephrine-epinephrine-mediated vasodilation involved in regulation of systemic arterial blood pressure. Gene Ontology annotation, molecular function: epinephrine binding; beta3-adrenergic receptor activity. Gene Ontology annotation, cellular component: plasma membrane. The coding region runs from base 1 to 1536 and encodes 511 amino acids. Lineage: Eukaryota; Metazoa; Chordata; Mammalia; Dermoptera; Cynocephalidae. The record is from RefSeq and is a predicted model, not a curated record.
AUGGCUCCGUGGCCUCCCGGGAACAGCUCUCUGGCCUCGUGGUCAGACGCCCCGACCUUGGCACCCAGCGCCGCCAACACCAGCGGGCUGCCAGGGGCGCCGUGGGCGGUGGCAUCGGCCGGGGCGCUGUUGGCGCUGGCCGUGCUGGCCACCGUGGGAGGCAACCUGCUGGUCAUCGUGGCCAUCGCCCGGACGCCGCGACUCCAGACCAUGACCAACGUGUUCGUGACGUCGCUGGCUGCAGCCGACCUGGUGGUGGGACUCCUGGUGGUGCCGCCGGGGGCCACCCUGGCGCUGACCGGCCACUGGCCCCUGGGCGCCACCGGCUGCGAGCUGUGGACGUCGGUGGACGUGCUGUGCGUGACGGCCAGCAUCGAAACCCUGUGCGCCCUGGCGGUGGACCGCUACCUGGCCGUCGCCCACCCGCUGCGCUACGGCGCGCUGGUCACCAAGCGCCGCGCGCGGGCGGCCGUGGCUCUGGUGUGGGCCGUGUCCGCCGCCGUGUCGUUCGCGCCCAUCAUGAGCCAGUGGUGGCGCGCGGGGGCCGACGCCGAGGCGCAGCGGUGCCACUCCAACCCGCACUGCUGCGCCUUCGCCUCCAACGUGCCCUACGCGCUGCUGUCGUCCUCCGUGUCCUUCUACGUCCCGCUCCUGGUCAUGCUCGUCGUGUACGCGCGGGUCUUCGUCGUGGCCACGCGCCAGCUGCGCUCGCUGCGCCGGGAGCGGGGCCGCGUCCCGCCCGGGGCCGCUUCGCCGGCCGCGGCGCGCCUCCUGCCCGUCCGCGAGCACCGCGCCCUGCGCACCCUGGGGCUCAUCAUGGGCACCUUCACCCUCUGCUGGCUGCCCUUCUUCCUGGCCAACGUGCUGCGCGCCCUCGGGGGCCCCGCGGUCGUGCCCAGCGCGGCCCUUCUCACCCUCAACUGGCUCGGCUACGCCAACUCCGCCUUCAACCCGCUCAUCUACUGCCGCAGCCCCGACUUCCGCAGCGCCUUCCGCCGCCUCCUGCGCCACCGCCUCCUGCGCCGCCGCGCCCAGGCCCCCCGCGCCCGCGCCCGCGCCCGCCCCGCGGAGCCCAGGCUCGACGACUGUGAAGAAGGGGAACGGGUGGCCGAGAUGUGUCUUGUAAAGCGCUGUCGAGUCCUGGUGGCAGCGUCAGCGUCAGCGUCGGCUGCACCCGAGGCGCAGGUGGUGCUGGGCGCCCCUGGUGGCCAUCGGUGGCUGCAGCAGCUGGAGGGGACCACGGGAGCAGUGCAGUCCAGCCCCCAUAGCACGGGUGAGGAAGCCAAGCUCCAGAGAGGCAAACUGAGGAGCCGAGACCACUUUACUCAAUUGAGGGCCCUGAUGACCAUCGGAGGAUUUGGGCCCACCACAGACACUUGGCUGCAGACCCACAGAGGCAAGAGCUACGCAGGAGCCACAUGGUCCUACACAGCUCUUCGUGCGCUGCCCUCGUCUGUUCUGUUUCUGCAGAUGGAUGUGUCUGGCCGCCCAGAUCUCCCUGUGAGCUCUGACCUGCCCCCCGUGUGGGCGCUUUAG